Messenger RNA from Triticum aestivum (bread wheat), 1714 nucleotides. RefSeq lists its product as uncharacterized. NCBI's taxonomy places the organism in Eukaryota, Viridiplantae, Streptophyta, Magnoliopsida, Poales, Poaceae. The transcript has 10 exons. The record is from RefSeq and is a predicted model, not a curated record. Bases 114 to 1424 code for a protein of 436 amino acids.
GCGGCCGAGCGCUGCAGAAGAAGGUUGUCGCGGCCUCGGGCGGAGGGGCGCCGGCCGACGGCGGAUCCCGUCCCGUAGAGGGGGCAGCGGUGUGGGGAUUGAGUAGGGAGAUCAUGCAUCAGAAGAAGGCUACGGUCCCGAGCGGAGGAUCAGCCCAGGAUUCUGAAGAAUCCGCCGCCAAGCACCGUACAAAGAAGGCGCGCACAGUCUCGAGCGGGGAGACCUCAAUGGUGGAGGCUGAUACCAGCUUGGGUGGAGACAUGGCGCACGGCCACCCUGCAGAGGAGGCUGAUACUCCCAAGGACUUUCAGAAACCCGAUUCAGACGAGACUGCACAUGCCAAGGAAGAAAGCGAGGAGGUGAAAGAGGCGGAGCUUCUGAUCCAAAACCUGAAUGAUCUGGGCACCGGAGAGCAUGUCAGCGAUGAUGAUUUCAAUGCUUACUUUGAUCAGCUACCUUCCAUGCCUCGGAUCUAUCCUGAUGCUGUUAAACUGACCAGUCAGGAGCUCGAUAAGCAAGUCGUUCACCAUGCACUGUGCCGCUUCAGAUCUUACAGGCACAAGGUGAAAGAGGAGGGAAAGGACGAUACGUUGGGCCUUAAGGACGUUUCUGAGGACGAGUGUGAUCGGCAAUUUCAUAAGAAGUGGGGAUACUUCAAGCAAAUCGAGGAAAAUUGGACACUUGAUUGGUAUUUCCACCCUGUUUACUGCAAAGAUCCUUCUCUGAGUGACUACCAACGCCUAGUCCUUCGAAAUUAUGGUGGUACUGAGUACGCCAGGUGGUGUGACUACCAUGAGUUCCUUUGUAGCCAUGUCAUUGAAGAAGAGUAUGCCAAUUACUGCGAGGAACUAUUCAAGCGACUACAGUGGAUGGAAGGUUAUCUAGAUGCUCGCCGGCCAUCUUAUAAGUGGGACUGCAUAUCCUCCCGGGGAGCUUUCCAAGCAAUGAAGAUCGCUGCUACGACCUUCCCCAAGAUCAGCGCGUCUUUAGCUUACUAUGGCUACCAUGAGUGUAUAGCGAGCAUGGGCUAUGACAGUUUUUGGUUUAAGGAGUUGGAUGGUGUCUAUUUUGAGAUUUGGCGGCGGGUCACGCAACGAAUGAUGAGCUUCAGAGAAGCUCUGGAGGAGGUUUAUAAUCUGGACAGGUUUCCAUUACGCCAACAUAGGAUGAAAGUUGCACUGGAGGAUGGCUACAUCAUGGGGAGAAUGAAAUCGGAGUACUGUGCCUGCACGGCAGCCAUUACCCCGGAAGUUAAAGAGGAUGGAGCUAAGGCGUUGAUUGCAGAGGGAAUUAGAAAGCAGAUUAACAAGCCGAAGUACUAUGUGGAGUAUAUCAGAAAGAAGAUUCACAUCGCCCGUGUUAUAGGAAUCCUUCCCCCGCACGAAGGAUUGAAGCAACAGUGUAAUCAAGAUUCCGGAGAAUGAGAUGAUCGUCAAACAAGCGUUUGUUUAUGAGAUUAUGAAAUUGAACCAUCCCUCGUCCUUUUGCACUGUGAUGUGCUGCACAGAAAUGCUAGUGACCUACUCCCUCCGUUCCCUAAAUAUUUGUCUUUCUAGAGGUUUCAACAAGUGACUACAUACGGAGCAAAAUGAGUGAAUCUACUCUAAAAUAUGUCUAUAUACAUCCGUAUGUGGCAACCAUUUGAAAUCUUUAGAAAGACAAAUAUUUAGAAACGGAGGGAGUAUAAGAUACUGUAAUAGAUCAUUUAUGCGGC